AUGAGAAUUGGGUUUGUAGUGUUCACUGCAGCUCAAUUGAUACAUCACGCCUGUGCGACAACGACGACAACACCUGACAAGAACGCCAACGCAACUGUGGAGAUUGUCGGGCAGCUACUAUCAUCUCCUCAAUUCAACGACUUCGACGCCACAAGAGAUCACAGCAACCAAGGGCCGGCUGCAGACAUGGCGCACGACGAUCAGCACCACCAACAUGAUCACCAUCACGGGCAUGGCCAUGGCGGCACACAUGCCAACCAGCAGUAUUUCGACGAGCAAGCCAGCGACUACGACAGGAAGCACCAGAAGACGCUCGACCAGAUCAUCAGAGAGAUCCGCUCGCGGCUCGACUUCCUGGGCGCCGACUGGGUCGGCGAGGACGAGGAGAACGAGGGCCCCGACGGCAAGCCCAAGAGGCAGGUCCGGCUGCUCGACUACGCCUGCGGGACGGGCGUCGUGAGCAGGAAGAACCAAAAAAAAAAAAAGGCUCUCGCGCCCUACACGACGCAGUGCAUCGGCCUCGACCUCUCGCAGGGCAUGGUCGACGCCUACAACCGCGCCGCCGCGAACCAGGGCAUCCCGCCCGAGGAGAUGCGCGCCUGCGCCGCCAACCUCCUGGAGGGCGACGACGACGGGCCGGCGUCCGUGUCGGGCCCCGAGUUCCGCGACUUUGACGUCGCGGCCGUGGGGCUCGGCUUCCACCACUUUGACGACCCGGAGCUGGCGGCGCGGCGGCUCGUGCGGCGCCUCCGGCCCGGCACGGGGGUCCUCUUCAUCAUCGACUUUGCGCCGCACGGCGCGUUCGAGAAGGGCCACCCGGCCACCGAGACGGUCAUGCACCACGGCUUCUCCGAGGCGCGGAUCCGCGAGGUGUUUGCGAGGGCCGGCGCCGGCAAGGGGUUCGGCAUCAGCGACAUGGGCGAGGUGGUGUUCUGGAAGGGCGAGGACGUCAUGCACAAGAGGAGACUGUUUGUUGCGAGGGGCCAGAGGGAGGAUUGA
Thyridium curvatum is the source of this 999-nucleotide messenger RNA. RefSeq lists its product as uncharacterized. The record is from RefSeq and is a predicted model, not a curated record. The transcript has 3 exons. NCBI's taxonomy places the organism in Eukaryota, Fungi, Ascomycota, Sordariomycetes, Thyridiales, Thyridiaceae. The coding region runs from base 1 to 999 and encodes 332 amino acids.